Molecule: messenger RNA, 852 nt
Organism: Talaromyces marneffei
Lineage: Eukaryota; Fungi; Ascomycota; Eurotiomycetes; Eurotiales; Trichocomaceae
Exons: 1
Coding region: 1-852 (283 amino acids)
Biological process (GO): ribosomal large subunit biogenesis
Cellular component (GO): preribosome, large subunit precursor
Source: RefSeq, a predicted model, not a curated record
AUGCUGCCUUUCACCCCUGGGAAAUGCUUGUUCUGUCCAAAUAUCUCACCAACCUUCACAGACAGCGUGACGCAUAUGCAAAACUCACAUGGCUUGUUUGUUCCUGACCGGCAACAUCUGGCGGUCGACCUCAAGACCCUCUUUGAAUACCUGUAUCUCGUCAUAUUUGGUUAUCGAGAAUGUAUACAAUGUGGGACGAGUAAAGCCAGCGUACAAGCUGUACAACAGCAUAUGACAAGCAAGGGUCACUGCAAAUUCGAUAUAUCAGAACAAGAUUCGGAAUUUGCCGAGUUUUACGACUUCUCCGAGCUGGAUGAUAACACGAAGAGUGGAAUUGAGAGCGAUGACAAUGAAAGGAAUGAGGAGGAUAUGUGGACAAGCCCAAGCCGAAAGCCGCUGAUGGUGAAUCAAGAUUCAAUCGAGUUACCUUCUGGCAGGAUAAUAUUCAAAAAGUUAUCGACACAAGCGGAAAGAUCAUUAUUGUCACGAUUGAAACGCCGAAAUCGAACCAUGGCUUCACGAAUAGAAUAUUAUACACCCGAAGCAGAUGACAAAGACGGGUCCAAUAAAGAGGAACACUCAGAUAUAGAUGAUACAACAAUAUUAUCGAAGAGACAGAAACAAGAAAAAGCGAAGACGAAAUUUCAACUGACAUAUAUGAGCGCAAACGACCAACGCAGCAUGAUGCACUUACCUGCGCCUCAGCAGCUCUCAAUACUGGCAAUGCAACAUAGACAAGUGAAAAGGGCGCAGAAAGAGGACCGAAGAAGGCAGAGUCAUAUUGACCGAAAGGGGAAUAAGAAUUUGUAUGCAUAUUGGGACACUGAAACGCCCGUCUACCUGUGUGGUUAG